Penicillium pulvis is the source of this 4824-nucleotide messenger RNA. RefSeq names its product putative gelsolin repeat protein. Bases 1 to 4824 code for a protein of 1607 amino acids. Gene Ontology annotation, biological process: barbed-end actin filament capping; actin filament severing. Lineage: Eukaryota; Fungi; Ascomycota; Eurotiomycetes; Eurotiales; Aspergillaceae. Gene Ontology annotation, molecular function: actin filament binding; phosphatidylinositol-4,5-bisphosphate binding. The transcript has 2 exons. The record is from RefSeq and is a predicted model, not a curated record.
AUGACGACCACCAAGACUCCUGAUGGUCCAGAAGACGUGAACGAUUUCCUGUUGCGCAUUCGGGAACUCGGUGAACGUCGUGAUAAAGAAGAUGAUGAGCGCACCAAACGCCUGGAAGAUGAGAUAUUGCAAGGCCGGAAAGAAAGACAGGCCCGUCGAGCUGAACGAGCACGAUCGAUUGCCGGUUCCCCUAUCCUGAAUCCCUCAAGACUGAGCGUUUCCUCCAUUGGCCAGUCUUCCAUCGAUCCCCCGGAGCACCUCGAACCGACGGUACAGACACCAGACCCCGAGCCAUUCAGCGGAGGAAAAUCGAGUCAAGAAUCGGAGCCUCUCUACACCACACAUUCCAGACGAGGUUCGGUUCAAGAGACGGAACCUGAAUCUCCACGAACAGUGCCCGCUCUGUCGCGGAGUCGGGCGGGGACGUUAUCUUGGCAGCAACGCCCGUCCUCGCGGGACUUUGCAAACCGUUCGCCAGGCUCGACAUCGCCGACACGAUCCAGCCAUUUGCGAAAUGCCUCCACGGCGUCGGAUGACAACCAAAUGUCACGUGCUUCUAUCGCCCUAUCACUUUCCUCGAAAGAUCCGUCGUGGUUUCGACAAACAGCAGAUCGAGGGCUGGGAUCACCAGCAUAUCUCAAGUCGGAAGACCGGUCGGAGAGCCAGGUGGAGUUGGGCCCAAGUCGUCAGCUGCCAGGCAUGAGCCAUGAGUCAACAGUCGAACCAGAGAAGAUGGAGCGAACAGAGGAAAAGCCACCAUCACGGCCACAGACGGCGUCAACCGUUGGCGAGAGCAACAUGAGCAAUCGGUAUUCGAGCGUCUCGUCGAUCUCACAAGUCACUGGCCUAGGCUCGCCAGUGACGAUUACGGAGGCCCCAAAGCUGGAUCCUUCUGCGCAAACUGAGACUUUGGCAGACGAACCAGCCCUACCACCGUCUCCUACUCAGCGGCGAAUGUCACCAGAGCGAGCUCGUUCAACAUCGCCCACCAAAGGCCUCGGUGGAUUUGUCCAGAGUGCUAUGAUGAGGCGAUCAGACAGUGUCUCAAAACGAUGGAGUGCCCAACUGCCCCAGGGCUUGAGCAGAAGCAACUCUAUUGUUAGCAAUCGAAACAGUGUUGCUGCUCCUAGUCUCACAGGCAGCUUUAGCGACAUGACCUCUACAACUACUUCUCGAAUCAAUCGGGAGACAGCGCCUACAGAGCGACCUAGCUCGAGCCAUACCGAAGCCUCCUUCCAACCAUCGGAAACAACUGACAGACCGACCACUCCUUCUUUCUCGGGCAACCGCGAGACCAUGCGCUCUGAAGGCAGUCCCAGCCGACCCGCCCUGUAUGGCCACACUAGAUCGGCCAGCUCUGUGACUGCAGAUAGUUUCGGUGGUGAUGGUUCAUCGAGCCCAUUUACAUCAAGAACUAUGGACCCCAGGCGAUGGAGCCCGACCAAAUCGACUUGGCUGGAAAGUGCACUCAACCGGCCCGAAUCUCGUCAGUCAAAGCCGCCUCCACCACAGCCCUCCUGGCAGCAAGCACGACAAUCCAGAGGCAGUGUGGACAUGGGUCGAGCGAGUCCCUUCAAAGAAGUAACACCUGUGGGCUUGAUGCGAACACCCCCGCCAGGCGGCCAUUUCAAGAAACCCAGCCUUUCUGGAACUCCAUCAGUACUUAGCAGUCCCACUUUCACCAGAAGGGCGACAGUGCCAGACUCCCCAUCGUCUUUCUUGAAAUCCGAACCACUGCCUGCGCAGCCCAUUUCAGAACCAGAACCUCCCAUGCCCAAGGCUGUGAAAGAAGAAGAACCAAAAACUCUCGAGCCCGAGGUUGGGGAGGAAGAAAUAGAAGACGAAGAAGAAGAAGAAGAAGAACUCAAACCUUCGAUCGUACCGGAAGACUCUCCGGAAGACUCUCCAGAGAAGCCGCCAGUGGAGGAGCCACAGAACAGUCCAAAGCCUGAGUCAAUUCGCAAACCGCCUGCGCUGAGCACCAGACCGAAUUUCUCACUUCCUAAUCGAGAGCCGCUUUCGCCAAAACCCAAGCCCCAGUCUCCAGUGGUUGAUUUCCGCGCCAAUCUGCGCAAGCGGGAUGUUGCCCAAGACAAGGGGAAGCAAGCAGAACCGGAAUUCAAGAAUGUUUUUGGAAAACUCAAGAAGACCGAGACCCGCAACUAUGUGGCUCCAGAUGAACUAAAGGAUAACAUUCUUCGCGGUAAAUCUGCCUUGAACAAUACCGGUGGCCCUAAGAAGACCCCACGAGUCGAUGAAUUCAGGCAAAGUUUGGUGAUUACAAAAGAGGCAAUGAAGGCUGGGGGAGGCUCUAUUCGACGAAACACUGCAGGGGAACAGGAUGCACCGGCGAAGCCAGCCGAACCUAUCCCGGAGGCUCUUGCGAAGCGUAACCUCAUGACGAAGACGAAUAAUGACCGGAAAACGAACCCCGAUAUUCAGAGCCCCACGGCCGUUCCAGAGCUAAGCCCUACACGAUCUUUCCGGGCGCCAGAAGCACCUGUAUCCCCCCUUGCUUCGGAGGAGGCGGCAUCCCCGGUCGCGAGCAAGCAGGAAUCUGCAGACAUGGAACCCAAGUUCAGCCCAAGUCUGGACUUGGACCGCAAUGAUGUAGUGUCGACCGAAAAAGAGCUCCCAAACGAGGAGAUCCGCUCAAUUCGUAGCUUGCGGUCGUCAGUGAGCUCGGAAACCUCAAGCAUGCCUACUACUCAAGUUUCAGCCGCUAAAGGGAAACUUGCAGGCCGAAUCAAUCCCGCAUUAGCAGGUCUUCUCUCUCGGGGUCCGCCGGGUCCAGCCGAGGGACUUAAGAAGGAGCUGUCUGUGCCAGCCUCCGGAGAUGCCUCUCCUGCCUUGCCCUCUGCGCCUCUUACCCACGCGACGAAGGGUCGUGCUCGGGGUCCCAAGCGACGGGCGCCCCAAGGGGAUUCUGCUCCCGCUGUUUCACCUGCGGAGGAUAUUAAGGAGGUUGGUGCCAUCUUAUCUCCUGAAGUCGAAACAUCUCAGACUAUUCCCGAGCCUGCUGCUUCUCCGGAAGCCAUCUCGGACAAUACGUCAACAGACAAAGUGGUUGUCGAUACUGAAACCGCACAAAUAGGGAGCCCCUACCUCAAGCAAUUUCCGGGAGUAAAGACAACCUUCCAGGAUGUUCUCAACGGCGGACUGCAACGACUGAGAAGUUUUUCGCCCACUUCUCCCCGAGAGUCUACCGCCCUUAGCCCAAUCGAGCACGCCCCUCGAGAGUCUGAAUCAUCAAGAGACGCCAGCCCAUCAAGCAGACCCCCUGUCCCGCCAAAGCCCUCAUCGCCUUCGCCCUCCCCGUCACCAUCCACUCCCUCGUCGCGAUUCCAGUGGGGCCAAGCACGAUUCAUUUCACCAUCGCCUUCACCUCUCAGAAUGAGCUCCCGAGAACUUCAGAAAGACUUGCCCUCAACCCCUUCCCCAAAAAGUGUCCCAGGAGUGACGGUUGCCGAUUCCUCACCGCAGAGUAAGAGCAGUGCGUCACCACCAGUGCCGCGUAAAAGACCCGACGUGUCUCUCGCACGGCCUAUUGAUCCUCGCAACAGACUCUCACGCAAGAUGUCCGCGCCGUCUCUAGUGGCGCAGGCCGCGGAAGCCCGGGAGGUGAUCGGUGAAUUCUUCAAGUCAUUUCCCAAUCCACGCGACAGGAUGGACAUCGACCCUCAAUUGGUGCUAGCAGGCAAACUGGAUGACACCAAGAUUCGUACUGUGAAGCGCCAGAUCUGGGAAAUGACAGGCGAUGGAAAGAAGCAGGAACUGCCCAUCAACCAAGAGUACGUUUUGUACGAGGGCAGCAUGUAUGUUUGCGUUCAUUUGUUCGAGGCAGGUGGUAGCAACCAUGCUGAAGUUUACCUGUGGUGUGGUGACGACGUGUCAGAAGCAGCUUUGGACGACGCACAACUGUUUGCCCGUAAAGUUGCGCGCGAAAACAGCUGCAAGUUACAAGUGAUUCGCCAGGGCAAAGAGCGCCUGCGGUUCAUCCAAGCCCUUGGUGGAAUCAUCAUCACCCGUCGCGGAUCUAGUUCUCGCUCUACUUCAUCUUCCCUGUACAUGCUCUGUGGCCGCAAGCAUCUGGGACAAAUGGCCUUCGAUGAAGUCGACUACUCACUUCGCAACCUGUGCUCUGGUUUCCCAUUCGUGAUUUCGGCACCCUUUGGCAAGCUUUACCUAUGGAAGGGUAAGGGCAGUGGCCCCGAGGAAACCGGCGCCGCCCGGUUGAUCAGCAUGGAUCUCGGGUUGACCGGUGAAUUUGAAGAAGUGACCGAGGGUGAAGAGCCUGAGAGCUUCUUUGAUGACUUUGCAGGUUCCAAUGAAGCCAACGCGCUUCUGACUUCCGAUUACUGGCAACUGAAGCCCAAAUUCGACCAUUACCGAACCCGUCUUCUCCGGAUUGACCACGAGCUGGGCCAACCACCCCGUUUCUGGAUGCGCCGUCCUGGCUCUGGAUCCCCGACUGUCCGACCCAAUGACACUGUCCAGGAGAUCGAACCCUUCUGCUACAGAGACUUGACAGAUAAGGAUGUCUACGUCCUCGAUACUUUCUUCGAGAUCUACGUGAUUGUCGGCGAACAAGCUUCACAAAAAUCCGCCGACUUCACGUCGGCCGUGGUCUUCGCACACGAGUACGGCAUCCUCGCUGCCUCGCUCCAAGAUCGACCCUUUAUCCCGAAGAGUUUCGUCGCGCUCGGUGGUAUCCCGGAUCGAUGCCAAAGCGCCUUCAGAAAAUGGCACGUUGAUUCUCUCCACGCUCCUUGCGUGUUCCCUCUUGACGUGGCGAUCGAAGCGAUUCGUUCUCCGGCUGAGUAA